CUUUAUUAUAUAUAGUGUAAUCUACGGAUUAUUUAUAUUUAUCUUGUUCCAAUACAAUGAUCAAAAACGAUGAAAAACGCAGAAAUUAAAUUGAUGAAAGUUUUGAAAAUAAUAUCCAAAAUGUUUUCUAAUUCAGACGAUAGUGCCAAUAUAUUUUCUGUGAGAGAAGUUCCCAUGCAUUCCAGACAGGAAACACCGCAUGACGCAGAUAUCGAUGUUUCUGUCUCUGGAAACUGUUCGAGAAACAUGGGUAUCCAGCAUGAAAAUCAAAGUUGUGUUUCUUCACAUGGACAUAAAGACGUAAGUUCCUUAGAACAGGCAAAUGUGGGUGAACCACUGAACAGUGGGAGAAGGGCCAGUAAUACAGAUGUAAACAGGGGAGGUUCCAAAGGUAAAAUAUGAUUUCAAAACAGCUAUUCUUAGAAUAUAUAUAUAGCUUGAGAUUUACAAAAUAUCUUCAUGAAAUAAAAACUGGUAUAUCAUCUUGAAAUCUUAAAAUCUUAAAUCAAUACUAU
Messenger RNA from Mercenaria mercenaria, 515 nucleotides. RefSeq lists its product as uncharacterized. The record is from RefSeq and is a predicted model, not a curated record. The transcript has 3 exons. NCBI's taxonomy places the organism in Eukaryota, Metazoa, Mollusca, Bivalvia, Venerida, Veneridae. The coding region runs from base 70 to 402 and encodes 110 amino acids.